AUGGGCAAAAAUAAGAGGAAAGCGUUUGGAGCCAAGUCAAAAGACGGUCAGAAAAAGCAGAAUCCCUUUGAUUUGAAGUUUACAACACAGAAACGUCAAGUAAAUAUUUGUUUUAUUAAAAAAAUUAUUGGUUUGUGUAUUUCAAUUGUGCUUUGUUUUGAUUAGUAUGAUGUUUGCAGAUUAUCGAAGCCAAAUCAGCUAGUGGAGCUCCAUUGAUUUCCAAAAAAAGGGCUUUCGAACAAAGAAAGAAGACUUUAGGUACCGAGUUGAGAAAUCUUGGAAAGAAGAAUCUGGUAAGCCAUUUUACUUUGUGUUUUAUAUUUUUAGAAGAUUAAUAUUGCUAUGGAUCAUGAGCUACGGUAAAAUUACUGUAACUUUGAAAGUUUGAUUAAUCUUUAAAUUUUUGUUUUGAGUUACUUGCCCAGAAGCUACGUUGUGAUGAAAUUACAAGUUUUUAGUUACUUUUUGAAAAGAAUUAUGAAAAAACUGUUGUUUCAUCAAAAUUUAUAAAAUAUAAUACUCUUUUAAUGGUUCCAGAUAAAAGAUCGUCGUCUUGGUCAACAUAACGCUAAUUUAACGGUUGCGGAGAAAGCUGAGAAGCGUUUUGUAGCUCAACGAAAGCAUAUUUUUGCCAAAAGCAACAAAUACUUGUUGAACGAUAAACCUGAAGAUGAUCUACAACAUUUGUCAAAGAAAUUGACUGAAACCGAAAAGUUUCAACGUCAAAUGGUGGAGAAAGACGGGGAGGAUGAAAUUGACGAGAAGUUAUUUACUGCUGCGCAUUUUGGAGGUGGCAAUAUUGUGAAUACAAGGAGGGAUAGGGAAGGAAAGAAGUUGUCAAGGUGAAUAUGUUGUUUUUUGUUUCAUUUUUAGGUUUUUUGAAUUUUUUGACGGAGAUGGUUUUGUUUUUAUUACAAUGCAUUUUUUGUUCUAUUGACAGAAAAUUUUUUUACAAAAACUAUUUUCUAGGAAAGAAAUGCUAGAACAGAUCAUACAACAGAGCAAAGAAGCUAAAGCCAUUAAAACGAAAGAACGAGAGCUUCAGUUUGAAACUUACCAGAAGUUGGACGAACAAUUUGACGAAAUUCGAAAAUCCGGCGAACUGGAAUUCGGCCGAGUUAAAGAAGCAGAAGAUGAUGAUUACAUGCAACUAUACCUACAACUCCAAAAUGACCCCAAGCGAGCUGUAGCACUAGAUCCAAAGAAGGACCCCGAAAAAGCUGCCGAAUAUGAAGCCAAGCGAAUCGAAAAAGCCGAAAAUGAGCGAAUGAAUCGGAUGACAAUCGAAGAUGACAACUAUAUUCCACAUGAAAGUGUUGAUGAUGAUCGGAAACGCGAAAAGAAGGACAAAAAGAAAGUGGCAUUUGAGUUGGUAUACGAUAAGGAUGGCAAAUUGAUAGUUGAAGACGAGAAGGAAGAGUUGAAGCCAGAAAAGAAACGAAUGAAGAGUGCUGAUGAAGAGGAAAUGGGGUAUACUUUUGAUAGUGAUGAUGAAUACGAUCGGCUGAUAGAGGGAGAUGAAGGGACGGAAGACGAAGAAGAAGAUCUGGAGGGUGAAGACGAUGAUGAGGAAGAAGGAGAAGAUGCAGAUUCGGUGUUGGAUGGUAGGCUUUUAGGGUGUAUAGUUAUUCAGGUCGGAAAAAAAGUAUUGUCGUUGAUUUAUAUUACUUUUAUGGUGAAAAACGACAAGAAUUUUUUGGUAACAUGACAUGUUGAAAGUUCUUCAUUUAAAAAACAAAAAAUGGCAAAAACUUUCUUUACGUACAACAUUUUUUUUCAGAAGAAGAAGGUGAAAUGGAAGUAGAUGAUGAUGAAGAAGAAGAGGAAGAAGCCGAAGAAGAAACAAGAAAAGGCAAACUAAAAGUGCCAGCAUCAGAAGAACAAGUAGAGCAAAGACUAGAUGAGAUACCAUUAGACGAAUGGGUCCAACAUUUUAAUCAAAUUAUCAAAGAAAACAAUGCCAAGAAGUCUGAUCUGAAUAAAACAAAACUGGCUAAGAUUUGUGGCUGGAUGAUUGAGGUCUUCAUAAAACGGUCGGAAGGCUCAACCAAACCUAAUGAAACUUCAAAAGCGUUGGCUGAAAUCAUCUGUAAUUUGGCCAAGGUAUGUGAUAUUGUUGUAGGGUGGACAAGAAGCUCUGUAGUCAUUUUAUAUUUAUUUUCACGAGGAAAGGCGACAAGACUCUUUUGAUUACUUAAAAUUGCAAAAACUUUCUUUACAACAUAGGUAGACAUGGGGAACGGGCCGGGCUUGAGCAAAAUUUGGGCCGGGCCUGAAAAUCAAACACUGGCCCGAAAAGCCCGGCCCGCUUGCACGUAAAAAAAUGUUCGGGCCGGGCCGACUUUGAGAAAAAAUUAGAUCGGGCUGGGCCUGAAAAAUGUGUUCAUGUCUAAACAUUUGAAAUGGCAAAAACUUUUUACAAAACAAAAAAUGGCAAGAACUUCUUUUACAAAACAUAAAAUGGCAAGAACUUUCUUUACAAAACAAAAAAUGGCAAGAACUUUCUUUACAAAACAAAAAAUGGCAAGAAUUUCUUUACAAAGCAAAAAAUGGCGAGAACUUUCUUUACAAAACAUAAAAUGGCAAGAACUUUCUUUACAAAACAUAAAAUGGCAAGAACUUCCUUUACAAAACGUAAAAUGUAAUUUUUUUGCAAAUACAUUAAAAUGUAUCUUAUAUUAUUGCAUAAAUUGUAUUAUUAUUACAGAAUUCGCCAAAAGAAUGUGCAGAACGGUGCAAAGACAUCAUCUCCGACCUAUAUUCAACGCUAAAAUUGGACAAGAAAUCAAAUCAACACCACUUUUUUGUACUCGCCUUUUUGAGGUUGAUAAGAACGUUGUUCACGGUGUCAGACAGAGUACAUUCCGUCUGCUUGCCGUCGAUUGUAAUCGCAACGGAUGUUAUUACCAAAACAAGGAUUUAUGAACCAUUGGACUGCGCCAAGGUCUUAUUAUUCUGUGAUGAAUUGGCUACAUGGUUUGAAGAGUCGAAAAGGUAUGGGGUUGGGGUAAAAUACGCGGAUCUUUAACAGAAAUUGGGCGGUCGAGGUAAAAUAUAUUGAUCUUUAACAAAACAUGAAAGGGCGGGGUAAAAUAUGCGGAUCUAUAAUAGAAAUUGGGCGGUUGGGGUCAAAAAUGCGGAUUUAUAAUAGGAAUUGGGCGGACGGGGUUAAAAAAAUUUAGAGGGCGUGGUAAACAUUUUUUGAUUAGUUUGUAGAUGGGAGGGGGGGGUUGAAUUUUUUUUUGUUAAGCAUUUCUAAAAUAACUAUGGGGGAGGGUUAUAAGGCCGGUUUUUAUAACUUUUUGUUUUGGGCGUGGUAAAUUUUUUUUUUGGUAAAGGAGUGGAUUUUUUAGAUGGAUUGACUGAAAAAGUAGCUUUAGAGAGGCGGAAUAAGGUUUUUUAAACUUUUUUUUGCGUUGGGCGGGGUAAAAGCUUCUUGGGUGUAGUAUUUUUUUUAGGAGGGGGGGGUGGAUAUGUUUUAUUUUUUUUUGCUUAUUUUGUCUUUUUUAUCGUCAAUGUUCCCGUUAUUUUGCAAAAAGUCAGCGAAAUUUAACGUUUUAUUUGACGAGAAAUUGAAUAUUGACAGUUUUGACUGAUUACUAAUACUAACUUUAUAUUGGUUUUUAAGUUGGUACACACUAACUGUUACAUUUUUAAGAAAUUUAUGUUUAUAAAAAACGUAUACGGAACCUCUAUCGUAUUUUACAACUUUCAAAAUGAAAAAAUAAUCAUUUUUUAUCAAGUUUUUGGAUUUUUUUACAAAUACUUCGUUUCAGGUAUUGCCCAGAAGUGUUAAACUUCCUACAAGGCACUUUGAUAAUGGCGGCCAAAUCAUCGGCCGCUUUUCCGAGUGGAGGUUUUCCGAUUUCAGAACCGUAUAGGUUUAUGUUACACAUUAGUGCUAAAGUACGUUUUUUUGGAUUUUGGGUAGGGCGUGGGUAAGGUAGAAUAGGCGUUGGCAGAGCAAAAUGGGGUAGAGAAGGGAAUAGUAAGGAGUUAAAGUAAGAUAGAGUAGGCAAAGUAAUGUAGUGUAGGGUGAGGUAUGGCAGGGAAAGGUAGAGUAGGCCAGGGUAAUGAAAGGUCGGGUAGGGUAAGAUAGAGUAGGGUAAGGUAGAGUUGGUUAGGCUGCCGUACGGUAUUGUAGGGUAAGGUAUGGUAAUGCAGGGUAAUAUAAGGUAGGCAAAGAUCUUUUUUUGUAGAGUUCAUGAUGAUAAUGACAAUUUGUAUUUUAGUCCCGGCUAAAAUCGAUACCCCCAAUGUCGGUAAAUGCCAUAUUUUCGGCCGCUGACUCGAAAGAAUUGAACCAAAGUCGAACAUUGGACUUUCAAGCCAUCAGACUAACUGUCAGAUUGGUCAAAUUCUUCUCGGAAUUAUAUCAAGAACAUACUGAAACAUACUCUGUUAUAUUUAGGUAGGUUUAAAAUUUUAUUGGUAGGAGUAAAUAAUGACAUUUUAUAGCUAAAAAUUUCGGAAAAUUGAAUUUUUUGGUUAAAAAUCGGCUUUGUUUUGGUAUUUUUGGCUGGAAGUACCUAAAAUUUGAUGUUUUUGACAUUAAAAUUUUUGAAAUAGUUUAUGUAAAGUAAUAUGUGUGCGUUUUCAGGCCAAUUCUUGAUCUUCUAAAGCAGUUACCGGUCAAAAACUACCCAGAAGUCUUGGCCAAUGAAGUGAAGGAAACGAUCGAAGUGGUGGAGACAAAUGUGACAAAGUUUAGCCAAGUUAGACAAUUAACUCACAAUGUUUCGAAGAAAAUUAAGUAGGUUGUUUAGUUUUUCGAAUUUUCUAAAAAUUCUGCGUUUUAAUAUGAAAAGAACUUUGUUUACAGAACUAAAAAUGGCUGACCUUAUUAUUCGUCUUAUAACUUGUAAUCCGCAGCUUGCAGAGGGGCUGAAAUUAGGAAAAUGUUUUUAAAGUUAAAAAAUGGCAGUAAUUUUCUUUACAAAGCAAUAAAUGGCAAAAAUUUUCUUUACAAAGCAAAAUAUGGCAAAAACUUUCUUUACAAAUCUGGAAAUAUCAAGAACUUUCUUUACAAAACAAAAAUAACGAGAACUUGCUAUAAUACCUGAAAUUUGGAAGUUUCUAAUAAAAAUGCCAUUUCCAGGAUGAUAGAUAUGUUUGAACCUCGAAUCGAACAACACUUCAACUUCAAACACCCAACUCACAAGCGAAACGAUCCGAAAGCGGCCGAGAAACGCCUCACCAAGAAGGUGCGCAAAGAGACCAGAAGCGCCAUCAAAGACCUUCGAAUGGACGCCAAGUUCUUGGCCACGGAACAACAUCGCGAACUCAAGGCGGUCAGCGAGGAACGAAAGGAAAAGACCAAGAGAAUCUUGGCCAGCCUUCAAACUCAAGAAUCCGAGUAUCAGAAGAGGAAGAAGACGAAGUUCUAG
This is a messenger RNA of Bursaphelenchus okinawaensis, 5387 nucleotides long. The record is from the annotation of a GenBank genome assembly. NCBI's taxonomy places the organism in Eukaryota, Metazoa, Nematoda, Chromadorea, Rhabditida, Aphelenchoididae.